AUGGCUGCCCUGGGAAACAAGACCGUGACUCUGCAGGCGACAGUCGAGGCACUAGGUAAUCAAAUAAACAAUGGUAAUCAUGGGAAUAGUAAUGGUAAAAAAGGUCCAAUGACGCUUUCUUCUUUCCUGAAGGUUCAUCCUUCGUCCUUCAGGGGAAUCUCAAAUCCCAGUAAUGCAGACAACUGGAUUCAGGCUAUGGAGCAGGCACUACAGGCUCAGCAGGUUUCUGAGGAGCAGUGCGUUGAGUUUGAAACUUAUCAGCUACAAGGCGAGGCCCAAAAGUACUUUCCCAGUUUAGUCAGGAAUGCCAAAGAACUAGAAUUGCUGCAAUUGAAACAAGGCCAAAUGACUAUUGCUGAAUAUACUAACAAGUUCGAAGAGCUAUGUCGUUUUUCCAGAAUCUGUCAGGAAAUGCUUGAGGGUUUUGAUAAGUGGAAGUGUAUCAAGUACGAGGGAGGCUUUCGAGGUGAUAUUCCAAUCUUUGUGGUACCGAUGGAGAUUAGGGUAUUUUCUGAACUUUGGAACAAGAGCCAAAUAGUUGAAGAAUGUGUGAGGAAUGUAGUCAUGGCAAAGAAUGAUAAUCGGGAGUUUCACCGAAGAGACCACCAUCAGAACUUGAUACCAAGGAGUCAAGAAUUCAAGAGAACUGGGAACUACCUUCCGGAUAGGCAACAUAAAAAUAAGCAAGGUCGGCAUUAUUGGUGCGGAUCACCAGGGCAUCUAGUUAAGGACUCUCCUAGUCCACGUGGGGGAAACUCAUGA
Molecule: messenger RNA, 762 nt
Organism: Arachis stenosperma
Lineage: Eukaryota; Viridiplantae; Streptophyta; Magnoliopsida; Fabales; Fabaceae
Exons: 2
Coding region: 1-762 (253 amino acids)
Source: RefSeq, a predicted model, not a curated record